CACAUGUUCUCAAUGCUGCCUCUUCGCGCCCUCCUACCACGGACCUCGUUGAAGAAGACCCCGCUCCUGUGGCUGCGGUACUCCGACCGUAAUCAGAAUGUGAAGACCACCAUUAGGAGCUGCUCCUGCUCCACAAGGCCACUAUCCCACGCCGAAACUGCGGGUUUCUCCACGCAAUCAUCAUCGAACAACCAACGAGCCCAGCUCAAUCCCACAACAUCUGACCCACCGACUCCUCAGACAGACCAUCGUACUCUCGCCCAGACUCACAAUCUCUUUAUCACCUCCCCCUAUAGCCCGGGCUCUCCUCUACUGCUCCCCAAUGGAACCCACAUAUUCCAGAAACUGCAAGCCUUCCUCCGGGCACAGUAUCCACAAUUCGGGUUUCGCGAAGUCGUGACGCCAACGAUAUACAAGAAGUCUCUAUGGGAGGCCUCGGGCCACUGGGAUAAUUAUGCGGACGACAUGUUCAGUGUGCAGGGACGGGGAGCAACAGGCGAAACAGAGGGCAAAGAGAAAGGGGAAGACGAAGAAUUCGGACUGAAACCUAUGAAUUGUCCCGGGCACUGUUUGCUUUUUCGCGAAGGAGAGGGCGGCCUUAGGAGUUGGCGAGACCUGCCCGUCCGCUACGCCGACUUCAGUGCGCUGCACAGGAACGAGAUCUCUGGCACAUUGACAGGGCUCACGAGAGUACGGCGCUUCCACCAGGACGACGCACACAUCUUCUGCCGGCCCGACCAGAUCCUCAGCGAGAUUGAACGGACGCUGGAGUUCGUGAGCAUGGUGUACGAGACGUUCAACCUAGGCCCGUACAAGCUCCUGCUCUCCACCCGGCCAGACGACCACUUCAUCGGCACUAUUGAAGAAUGGACGCGCGCAGAGUCGCAACUGACCACGGCGCUCAACAACAGCGGCCGGGAGUGGUCCAUCAACGCAGGCGACGGCGCAUUCUACGGCCCCAAGAUCGACAUCAUCCUCAAAGACAACCAGGGCAAGGAGCACCAGACCGCCACCAUCCAGCUCGACUUCCAGCUACCACAGCGCUUCGACCUCCAGUACCAAGCCUCCCCAGCUGAGCUCGCCGAAACCAAUGCCUCCUCCUCCUCCUCCUCCUCCUCCCCACCCGUCACAGACAACGACAACAAUAGCAACAACCCCACCGCGACCCGCCGCCCCGUGAUAAUCCACCGCGCCAUCUACGGCUCGCUGGAGCGCUUCAUGGCCCUCCUGAUCGAGCACUACAGCGGCACCUACCCCUUCUGGCUGUCCCCCCGCCCCGCAACAAUCCUCUCCGUGAACACCGACCCCGCCACCAUCGCCCACGUCGAAACCCUCCAAUCCGUCCUCUCCGGCCUCCUCAACGACCCCCCCGGCUCCUCCAACUCCCCCAACGACGAUAACCUCACACGACCCAGCAAACCAACCCCCCUCCCCCUCUCAAAACCCCUCAUCCCAAUCACGACAGACGUGUCCGCGCGCCCGCUCGGCAAGAAAAUCGCAGAGGCGAAGGCGAAGAAGUACAACCACAUCGUGGUCGUCGGGCCCAGCGAAGUCGCGUCCGGCAGGCUGAACAUCGAGCUCGCGAACCAGCCGCACGCUGACAGGGCCGUCGAGGUGCUGAAGGAUAUCCUUGGUCCGGAGGCAGGCGUCGAGAGUGCGGGGGCAGGGAAGGGGAAUGGGAAGGGGAACGGGAGGCGGAAUGGGAAUGUCAAGGUGGGGAUGGAGGGUGUGCAGGCGAGGAGGUACUUUGAGAGGUUGAUGGAUCUGUAUUUGUGAUGUAGGAGUGGGAGUGGGAGUGGGACGUUCAUUAUGAGAGACAUGGGGGGAACGGGGGAGAAGAGAGAAAUGUAAGAGUACUGUUUGUUGGAUAUCAUUCUUCCCUCUCAGUAGAAAAGGUGGGAUAGAUAUGGCAAUGUAUAAGGCAUGUAUGAAAUAAGGAAAAGAAAAGUUAUAAACGUACGCGUUCUUCUCGGAAUCAGAUAAUUUCCCAUCCUCC
Molecule: messenger RNA, 1996 nt
Organism: Aaosphaeria arxii CBS 175.79
Lineage: Eukaryota; Fungi; Ascomycota; Dothideomycetes; Pleosporales
Product: class II aaRS and biotin synthetase
Exons: 1
Coding region: 13-1776 (587 amino acids)
Biological process (GO): threonyl-tRNA aminoacylation
Cellular component (GO): cytoplasm
Molecular function (GO): threonine-tRNA ligase activity; ATP binding
Source: RefSeq, a predicted model, not a curated record